AUGGCAGUCGCCAAGACAGGGGCAAUAGCAGUCGCCAAGACGGGGGCAAUAGCAGUCGCCAAGACGGGGGCAAUGGCAGUCGCCAAGACGGGGGCAAUGGCAGUCGCCAAGACGGGGGCAAUGGCAGUCGCCAAGACGGGGGCAAUAGCAGUCGCCAAGACGGGGGCAAUGGCAGUCGCCAAGACGGGGGCAAUGGCAGUCGCCAAGACGGGGGCAAUGGCAGUCGCCAAGACGGGGGCAAUGGCAGUCGCCAAGACGGGGGCAAUGGCAGUCGCCAAGACGGGGGCAAUGGCAGUCGCCAAGACGGGGGCAAUGGCAGUCGCCAAGAUGGGGGCAAUGGCAGUCGCCAAGACGGGGGCAAUGGCAGUCGCCAAGACGGGGGCAAUGGCAGUCGCCAAGACGGGGGGGGGGGGGUAA
This is a messenger RNA of Schistocerca gregaria, 417 nucleotides long. RefSeq names its product merozoite surface antigen 2-like. NCBI's taxonomy places the organism in Eukaryota, Metazoa, Arthropoda, Insecta, Orthoptera, Acrididae. The coding region runs from base 1 to 417 and encodes 138 amino acids. The record is from RefSeq and is a predicted model, not a curated record. The transcript has a single exon.